AUGAUCCAGACAUACCAACCGCCCGUCAUGGAGGUCGGCGCAGACACGCUCCCUGAGCUCCAACGCAUCUUUACAUUUCUCAACAGUCAUUCCAACAAGCUAUACCAAGAGGGCUACUUUCUCAAGUUCCACGACACAGACGCCCGUGGCCGCCCCGCGCCAGACAGAAAAUGGCAGGAAUACUUUGUCCAACUCGUGGGCACCAUUCUCUCGCUAUGGGACGCCAGCGCCCUUGACCAGGCCGGCGGCGACGCCGAGGUGCUACCGACGUUCAUCAACCUCACGGAUGCUGCGAUUCACAUGAUCCCCUCCAUGACUCUAAAGGACGGCAAGAAGCUCGACAACAUCCUCAGCGUAUCGACCGCGGCCAGUAACAAAUACCUUUUCCAUUUCGACUCGUACCAUGCCCUGACGCAAUGGACCGCUGGUAUCCGCCUUGCCAUGUACGAGCACACGAGUCUGUCGGAAGCGUAUACCGGAGCACUCAUUGCGGGCAAGGGUAAGACCUUGAACAACAUCCGUACGCUGCUCGACCGUCAAGCCGCACCCUACGACGAUUGGGUGCGUGUCCGUUUCGGUGCCGGAACUCCCUGGCGCCGCUGCUGGUGCGUCGUCUCUCCGCCGGACCAGAAGGAAUACGCCAAGCUGCAGAAGACGCAGAAGAAAUCCAACGUAUACGACAAGCAGGCAGUCCUCAAGGGCGACAUCAAGUUCUACGACUCUAAGAAGAUCAAGAAAAACACCAAGCCCAUCGCGACGGUCAAGGACGCGUACUCGUGCUAUGCCAUCUACCCGCAGUCUAAGCCACUCAUCGACCAAUCGACACUGGUCAAGAUCGAAGGUAAAAUCACGGUUCACUCCACCCCCGAGAGCACGACCGAGGGCUUUGUUUUCGUCAUGCCUGAAGUGCGACCCGCGAUCAGCGGCUUCGAGAUUAUGCUGCAGUAUCUUUUCCCUGUUUUCGACACAUUCAACCUCUACGGACGCCCUAAGAAGCUCGUCGCAGACGUUUUGGACUCGCGGGGUCUCAUGUUCGGCAUGCCUUCGGGCAGGCGCUAUGGCUACUUGGAGAUCUGGGACGUGGUCGGCCUCAUUAACACUGAUGGCAGCUCAACCUGGUCCGAACGUCAAUGGCGGAAGCAGUUGAAGGAGCUCACCUCAACCCGCAUGAACUCGGGCGACUCCGACUCUCCUGGUUCUAGGGCAACCAGGAGAAAUACCGUUAGUCGUACCACCGGCGCUGGUUCCAUGCGCGCCAAUAGUCUAAGAUUCGAUGAUCAGGGCUCGGUCCGCUCUAAUCCAUCCACUCGCCGCUCAUCUCCAAGUCGACAAGCGCGUGUCGACUUUGAGCCACAAGGCCAACCACGCUCGGGUACCGCUCCUGCAGCAACUCCGUUCGCGUCUCCCAGGCAUCAGCGCUCGGUCUCUGAGGCACAGGGUUACAACAAGUACCAGGGCGUGCCCUCACGCCUCGGAAAUGGUCGUGGCAUGGAUGGAGCUGAUCUCCCGCCCGCACCACCACCACAUGCGUCCUUCAACGGCGGUCCCCAGAAUGGACAGUCGCACCACUACCGCGAGGCUUCCGAUAGUGACGAAAGCCCAAUCCACGAUCCAGGCAAUUUGCCUCAGCUUCCCAUCGCACCGUCUGCCCCGCCGCACGGACCAGUGGAUGUGCCACCGGCUCUUGAGCAUGCGCCUUACCAGCAGCCACCCGUUCGACCCACUCUGCCAUCUGCCAUGAUACCAAACGCGGACGUCGACCCUGCAACGUAUCAGCAGAUGGCUGAUGCCUCCAACAAUCCAGGUAUCGCGGCAGCCGGUGCCGCAGCUGCUUGGAGAAGUCAAGAGAGCAUUCAAAGCAGACGCAGCGCUGAUUACAAUGCUUACGGUGGCGACGGCCAACAGAUGCAUCUGAGCGCACCCUCCCGGCCUCCGCCAACAGACCGUAACUCUAACAGCCGGCUGGCGACGAUACCAGCAUCGCCCUACGUGGAGCAUGCUGAGUUUGUCCAGCCAUCAUCUACAUACGAACCUGCGGCUCCUCCAGUGCCUGAACACGUGGAGAUGCCGCAGCAGCAAUGGCGAGAGGAGCUCCCGUAUCGUCCGCAUUCUGGUAGCGGCGACGGUCACGUCCAGCGAAAACCAGUCCCAGGUCGGUCCCCUUCUCCCUCGAAAGAGGAUGACGCUCGCUCGACCAACAGCUCAAACCUCGACAGUUUACGAAACGAGAUAGUUGAUCUCGAAGCCCUCGACGCUCUCAACCACCAAGAAGCAUUGCUCCACAGACAACAAAGCACAUCUAGUAGUCGCUACGACGAUGACGAUGCCCUCUCAAGCUCCACCCCUGAUUAUGCGAGCGUUGCUAGCGAGGAGAUUCAACCACGCAAACUGCCCACUAGAGCUCAGGAUCGCCCCCGAAGUGGCAUACUGAGAGUUGUUGGUGACCCCAACCUCAAACUCAAGUCUGAUGUAGAGGAGGAAGAGGCUUCGCAGGUCGUCGCCAAUCGACACCCGCCAUCAGCAGAUGUGCCAGCAUUCGACUUUGGUCCCACGUACUCUCUUCCUCUAGAGGCCAAGCGACCCGGUACUAGUGGUACUAUGACCCAAGAAGUACACGACGGCAGCUUUUCGCGGUCAAGAGAGAAUCUCACACUCACUCCCAAUGAGCAAAGACGCCAAUCAUACAUCUCCGGACGGACAACGCCGAAUACAAUGCUGCAUAUGCGGAGCGGCUCGGGCUCCGCAAAUGCUUCGGAUUCGCGAAGCGUUGCUUGGCAGCCAGUCACGAUAGCAUCACAACAACAACAGCAGCAGCAAGAUAACAGGCCAAAGCUUGAUGCAGAAGAAUGGGUCAAGUAUCGCGCAAAUCAAUCGCAAAAUUAUGUCUACGGUCAUGGUCGAUCCACUCCCGAACCCUUCGGAGGACGGCAACGAUCUGGUGAUUGGACGCAUCUACAGCGUACACCUGAAGGCUCUCCAGGCGCCGUCCGACCUCCCAGUCGGCCGUUGAGUCGCCCACAAUCCAUGGGCGCCGAUGCGAUUUUGGAUUACCGGCCGACGUCACUGUCAGCACAAGAGCAAGAGCAGGUUGCUCGCAUGACAGGCACUCCAUUGCUGUCAGGCGUCACCAAACACAAGAAGCAGCAGCCCUCGCAGGGAUUGACCGGGUACAUUGAUUCCCGUGAGAAAGAGAAGGCUGCUGCCAAAGCGGCACGCAUCGGCCACUCCCCCGCAAUGCAAGCAGAAAUAGACCGACGUCUACUUGCUCAGCAGCAAAAGCAGGUGGCCGAAGCUCAAGUACGCCAACGCCAGAUGCUCGAGAUGCACCAACAGCAGCAGUUACAAAUGCAAGCAAAUAUGGCACAGAGCCAGUACGCAUAUGGGAGCUACGCAGGUGCGCCUUCCCGUGCUCCGAGUGUCAUGGGCAUGUCAGUUGGAACUCCAAGUGUAAUGGGCAUGCCGAUGGGAACUCCAAGCGUGAUGGGAAUGCCAACUGGACCCGGCACUCCUCACGGUAUGGUGGGCAUGGCGUACUCCAGCCCGAGUCAGGCUCCACAGCAGAUGUACCAAGGCCAAGGUUACUUCCAACAGCCAAUGAUGACGCCGAAUACGAAUGCAAUGCCAGGUGGAUGGGCAUCACCUUCUCCUCAGACGCCGCAGAGUCAGUACUUCCAGCAACAGCAAAUGCAAUACGGACAACAGCAGCAGCCAGCAACGCAACCUUACGGGGCGAGCUUCGAUCAAGCACAAGCGCGACAAGCACAGCAGCAGUCUUACUCUCGUCGAUAG
This is a messenger RNA of Parastagonospora nodorum SN15, 3789 nucleotides long. RefSeq lists its product as hypothetical. Bases 1 to 3789 code for a protein of 1262 amino acids. The transcript is spliced from 3 exons. Lineage: Eukaryota; Fungi; Ascomycota; Dothideomycetes; Pleosporales; Phaeosphaeriaceae. The record is from RefSeq and is a predicted model, not a curated record.